AUGGAUGAAAAGGAAUCCAAUGAAACUCUUAAAAUCUCCUCGCCACCUCUGGCCAACACCAAGGUUCAGAGUGUCAUACCAAAAAACAGGUCAGAAGUCUUGAAGUGGAAUGGCUGGGGAUAUAGAGAUUCAAAGUUUAAAGUUACCGACCAGGGAAUGAUUCGGUUCACUGGCAAUAGGUAUUCCAUUGGUGAAACAGAUUUGCCUUUUUUUACUCAAUGGGUCCAACAAGUAUUAAAUAUUGACCUAACUCUAAGGAAUGUGCCUAGAGAGAAGUUCAGUUCCACAGAGAUUCCACCUUGCCGCGUAUCUACGAAAUUAUUAAACAUCUUCAAAGAAAUGAAAAUUGACCAUACGAUUGAUAGCUCAGCUAGACUUUUGCGAUCCCAUGGACAAACACUUUAUGAUAUUUAUUCCCUCAGAUAUGGUAAAUGUUUUCCACGCAUUUGUGAUUUAGUAGUCUGGCCUGCAAAUCAUAACGAUGUUGUAAGCAUAGUUGAAUUAGUUAAUGUGCAUAACAUUGUACUUGUUCCGUUUGGCGGUGGAACUAAUGUAUCUGGGGCAGUAUCGUGUCCUGCCAAUGAAAAUAGAUGUAUAGUCAGUGUGGACACUUCACAAAUGAACCGUUUACUGUGGUUGGAUGAAUCAAACUUACUGGUAUGUUUUGAAGCCGGAGUCAUUGGUCAAGAUUUAGAACGAGAACUAAACAAACGAGGCUAUACAUGUGGACAUGAACCCGACUCUUAUGAGUUUUCUAGUUUAGGUGGUUGGGUCGCUACUAGAGCGUCGGGCAUGAAGAAAAAUGUGUAUGGCAACAUUGAAGAUUUAGUAAUUGAUGCUAAAAUGGUCACUUGUAGAGGGGUGGUCGAAAAAAACAGUAAGGUCCCUAGAAUGUCAAGUGGACCAGAUUUUCAACAAAUUGUCUUAGGGUCAGAAGGUACAUUAGGUAUAAUUACAGAAGUGACCUUAAAAAUUCGACCUCUUCCAGAUUGUCGUGUUUAUGAUUCUGUGGUUUUUCCUGAUUUUGAAUCAGGAGUAAAAUGUAUGAGAGAAGUAGCCAAACAAAGAUGUCAACCUGUGUCUAUACGAUUAAUGGAUAACACACAGUUCAGAUUUGGUCAGGCGUUACGGCCUGUCGAAAACACAUUUGGAAACUUGUUAGAUUUUUUCAAGAAAACUUACUUGACUCAUGUUUGUGGUUUUCGUUUAGAGUCCAUAUGUGUUAUGACACUCCUAUUUGAAGGUAAACGUUCUAAAGUAGUUUCACAUAGAAAUUGCAUCGCUAAAAUAGCUGUGUCUUUUGGUGGUGUAACUGCAGGAGAGAGAAAUGGAGAACGUGGUUAUAUGCUGACCUUUGUUAUAGCUUAUAUACGUGAUCUCGCGUUAGAAUAUAGAGUUGUAGCUGAAUCGUUUGAAACAUCAGUAUCCUGGGAUAAAACUCUCAGUUUAUGUGAUAAUGUCAAAAAAGUUGUAGCAAAUGAAUGCAAUAAACUUAAUAUCAAGUAUUACUUGAUUAGCUGUCGAGUAACACAGACAUACGACUCCGGUUGUUGUGUUUAUUUUUAUUUUGGAUUUAAUUGGACCGGACUAGAUGAUCCAGUAUCAACUUACCAUCAUAUUGAAACCAUAGCCCGAGACACUAUUAUGGCUUCUGGAGGGUCUAUCUCUCAUCAUCAUGGCGUGGGUAAAUUACGGGCACAUUGGUAUGAGAAACACAUGUCUAAAACUGUACUAUCGCUUUACAGUGCAUCUAAAAAGAUGCUAGACCCGAAUAAUGUAUUUGCUAAUGGUAAUCUUAUUAGUUUUCCGCUGUCCAAAAUAUAA
This is a messenger RNA of Macrosiphum euphorbiae (potato aphid), 1824 nucleotides long. Lineage: Eukaryota; Metazoa; Arthropoda; Insecta; Hemiptera; Aphididae. The record is from the annotation of a GenBank genome assembly.